GAGAGGGGAAGAGGAGCAUCCUGCCGAGGAUCCCGAGCUCCGGCCCGCCUGGAACAAUGGCUGCGCUGCCGCGGCUGCUCUGCUCGGCCGCGCUCGCCCUGCUGCUCUGGGCUGGAUUUUGUUCCUCAGUGUGUGUGGAGGUCCCAUCUGAGACAGAGGCUGUCCAAGGGACGGACAUGAAGCUGCUCUGCAUCUCCUGCAUGAAGAGGGAAGAGGUGACGGCCAGCACGGUGGUGGAGUGGUUCUACAAGCCCGAGGGGGGAAAGGAUGAGCCUAUCUACGAGUACAGGAAAUCAAACCACGAGUUUCCAAGCCGCUUCAGCGGGCGGAUACAGUGGAACGGGAGCAAAGACAUGCAGGACGUGUCCAUCACCGUGCAGAACGUGACCCUGAACGACUCGGGCAUCUACACCUGCAACAUCACCCGCGAGUUCGAGUUCGAGAUCCACCGGCCGCUCUUCCAGAGCUCCAGGAAGAUCCACCUCACCGUGGUGGAGGAGGCUGGAGAAGACUUCACCUCUGUCAUCUCAGAAAUUAUGAUGUAUAUUCUGCUGGUCUUCCUCACGCUGUGGCUGCUGAUUGAAAUGGUCUAUUGCUACAGGAAGGUGUCCAAGGCAGAGGAGGCUGCCCAGGAAAACGCGACAGAUUAUCUCGCGAUUCCAUCGGAAAACAAGGAGAACUGUGCUGUGCCUGUGGAGGAGUAGCAGAGGGGGGGCAGUGGAGUGAACGGCACCAAGGGGCUCUGAAGACAGAAGGACCAUGCCACGCCAGCCAGGUUUGAGGGGGAGCUCUGCGCCGUCGGGAGGAACACGGGGAAGUGUAAAUUCUCUUCCAUUUGCCUUGGACUCUGUACAGCCUUGACUUUGGUCCUGUGACCCCAUCUGAGCUGCCAGCCCGGUGCUGAAGGACUCUUCUGUGGAAGCAUGCUGAGCAAACAGCACAGGGGUGUGGGCAGCACGGCUCCUUCCCGAGUUUCACUUCCAUCAUCACCUCAAUGGCUUUGUAAAUGUUACCUGUCACUUCUUAGCUGCUCUCACCACCACCUAUAUUUGCUAAAUAUGCUCCUUCUCCACUGCAGAGGUUAGGGGGAUGUAUGGCAUGUUGCUCUGAGCUGCAGGACUGUGAACAAGGCUCUCUUAGGGGGUUAUUCCACCACAUUCUGUGGCCCAAGCAGUUUUCUUGGUGUUAAAACAGGAAGAAUUUAAUUAAUUAAUGAAGUCACUCUGAAUCUUAGGCUAUCUAUGCACAAGGAGAGUAGGGUAAUGCACUAAAAUUGGAAAUGUACAGUAGGAAGGACAGGUCUCUGUGCCAUGUUCACACUUUCUUCCGGAGGGAAUUGAGAAUACAGACCCUGAAAUAUUCCUGCUUUGGGAAGCAGGAUGAUGCAAGUACAAGAAUCCCAUGUCCCUCUCGGUGUCAGAGCCCCCAUCCCCUUCCACCUUGCUCCUGGAGGACACAGUGGGAGGAGGAACCUGCAGAGCCACCUUUUCCUGGGAAACCCAGCAAGGAAGGCAGCCUCAUCGGGCAGGGGAAAUAAACAGGAUGCAAAGGCCUCACAGGAUGGCAGCUUAGUAAAAUGGUUGCAGUUUUACAGCUGUGAUGGUUCUCUGGUGCUGUAGCAGCACCAUCUAGAGGGAUAGACAGAAAACACUCACUUUUCCCACUUAAUCCUAAUUCUCUCUUGAGGUAAUUAAUCACCAGUCUAAAUAGUCUGGAUUCAUCCUAAAUGAUCCUCUGUUGCCCAGGAAUCACCCUGGAAAUCCCAUCUUUCCUUUCCAACUUACUUUUUCUGAGGGUUAAGCAGAGUAAAAAUUGAUUCCUACCCUUCAAGGAGACCAGCUGAGCUCAGCAGCUGGGAUUAGAAGAGGGGGAAAAAGGCAGAAACAUUGGCCAGGGUGGAAUUGUGCUGCAAAACCAGCUGGGGAGGGUUUGUGUUUGUUGUGUGGCAGAGCUGUGACAUCCCUGCUGCAAUGGAGCUUGUGCUGAUUUGCCAGAGCUGACAAAUUCUGCUCCACUGACCGCUUGUACGCAAUCCCAAAGUGCUCGUGACUCCAGGCAUGCUCCCCACCCACGGAAUCCCCUCUGCUUCCUUCUGCUGCUUUUUGCUUGUUCGCUAAAAUCACGGAAAUUACCCCAUUUGGAAGUGGGGCCCAGGCCAGAUUUCCAACUGGCACUUGCUCAAAACCCUUUUUUCAGAGUGGGUGUCAACUUUAGUAAACUACUCCAGUGCAGUGUUGGUAGUAGGACUGCUCCCAAAUCCAGAGCCAAGCCUGGCAAGGGGAGCACAUUUUCCAGAUGAAGCACACUCAAUAGUCUGGGCACCAGUUCCCAAAAACCUGAUAUCCAAAAGAAUAUCCAAGCAGCUCCUCUUUGAAUUCAGCUGGAUAUCAUCUUUUUCCCGGUUUGCCUGGCAGAAUCCUGAACUCGACAGAGGGACUGGGUUGUAACUCUGGAGUUUCCAGCACUGCCCACAGCAUUGAGCCCAGGGGGAAUUUUAGGACACCUCUCUCCCACUUCAGCUCAUUCCCUGGGAACCAUGGAUAACGCUCUGAUGUUAAAUCAAAAAGGGAGUGAACCCGAGAACUUCUUGAGAGCUACCUCAGGUGGUAAAGGAGGGCUGUCCCCUUGUCCUGCACCUCCCUCUAUCCCACAGGCAUCUUCUGCAGACCCUCAUUUUUUUUUUGACAAAUCUGCUUUCCCAGUUCCUGCAGACAGAGGUGACCAUUGCCACGUGGUGCUCCUAGCAGGAGGAAACGGGGUGCAAAGUUCUGCUCAAGAAUCUCACAGGGGAAAAAAAAGAAUAAUAAUUUAAAAAUUGGUGAUUUUUUCAAGACCUGGAAGAGAUGGUCCUGGCAAAGACUCUGUGUGUGUGUGUGUGAUUGGAAUGAGAGAGGAGACUCCGGAACAGGCAGGAUAAUAAAAAGAACAAAGAGCCAC
Molecule: messenger RNA, 2937 nt
Organism: Cyanistes caeruleus (blue tit)
Lineage: Eukaryota; Metazoa; Chordata; Aves; Passeriformes; Paridae
Gene: SCN3B
Product: sodium voltage-gated channel beta subunit 3
Biological process (GO): sodium ion transport; regulation of sodium ion transmembrane transporter activity; regulation of heart rate by cardiac conduction
Cellular component (GO): voltage-gated sodium channel complex
Molecular function (GO): sodium channel inhibitor activity; transmembrane transporter binding
Source: RefSeq, a predicted model, not a curated record